AUCAUCAUCCCCUUCAUCAUCCGCCUUUCCCGCAGGAAUUCCUCUCCUGGGAGCCGGAGCUGAGCCCCCUCCCCUGCCCUGGCACCGAGGCAAGUUCUCCGGGCAGUGCCCGUGGAAUUCAGGUCAGAGCAGCCGAACCUGGGAGGUUCUGCUGGUUCUGCUCUGUCCGCGGCAGCGCUCGGGGCUGUUUCGCUUCGGAGCAGGGAGAGGUUCAGGGGGUGAACUUUCCCCCGUGGGCCCGAGAAAGUCGCAGCGUUUCGGGAGGGUUUGAGGGGCAGGGGAGGGUCGGGAUCGCCCUUUGGGAGGUGCUGCCCCAGCCGGGGCCGCUCGAACCAGGCCAGGUGGGCAAAGGGCACCUGGGAGGGAAACGGAGCAGCAAAGAGCCUGUUCUGUUCUGAAUCCCCUUGGAUCCAGGCAGGAACGAGUUACAGCCUGACUUUGAUGAGGAAAUUACAGAGUUUUUUUUAAAAACAAACAGUCCCAUCCCCACCUCCUCCUGUUCCCAAACUUUAAAGAACUUUUCCUGCCCCUGAAAUGAGGGCACUUGCCAGGGGUUCAGGCGUAGAUCAGCACUGGAGCUGGACGUGAAUCAGGUUUUCUUCAGGACUUCUCUGAUUGAGAGCAGGUAAAGCCAGGGGAGAAUCUCAUUUUGGGCAUGUUCUGUUCAAUAAGUUUUCAUGAAAAGGCCAAGCAAGCUGGCAGGGAAACGUAAAUGUGGAAAUUCCUGCUCACAAGGAUUAUUCUGCUGAACCUUGGUGGUGCCACAGGAUGGACUCGCUCAGGCCACGUUGUGGGAAGCUGCUUGGAAAAUCAGGAGCUGAUUGUUGGUAUUUGGAACUUUGCUCAGCGAGGACGCCGAGUUUGGCCUCAUCAUGGCCACGGUGGUGACGGAGAAGCUCAGCCGGCUCUUCAUCAACGUCAGGCAGCUCCCUCAGCUGCUGGGGCCGCUGUCCCUGGGCACGGUGAGCAGCGCCGAGGUGCCGCCGGUGUUCUGGAAGCCCUACAUCCACGGCGGCUACCGGCCCGUGCGCCAGACCUGGCGUUACUACUUCUCCACGCUCUUCCAGCAGCACAACGAGGCCAUCAACGUCUGGUCUCACCUGGCGGCCGCCCUGGGGCUGCUGCUGCGCUUGCAGCACCUCUGGCAGCGCGUGGACUUCGGGCAGGACGCGCACGCCCGGCCGCUGCUCAUCAUCCUGGCCGCCGCCAUCACCUACCUGACCUUCAGCAGCCUCGCCCACCUGCUGCAGGCCAAGUCCGAGUUCUGGCACUACGGCUUCUUCUUCAUGGACUACGUGGGGGUGGCCGUGUACCAGUACGGCAGCGCCCUGGGCCACUUCUACUACGCCAUCGAGCCCGGCUGGCACCGGCGCGUGCAGGGAUUCUUCCUGCCGCUGGCGGCGGCGCUGGCCUGGCUGUCCUGCGCCGGUUCCUGCUACGCCAAGUUCCGCUUCCACCCGUCCUGCCCGCUGCCCGGCCGGCUGUGCCAGGAGCUGCCCUCGGGCCUGGCCUACCUGCUGGACAUCAGCCCCGUGAUCCAUCGCAUCUGCACCGCGGCGCGCCCCGACCCCGCCCUGCUCUACCACAAGUGCCAGGUGCUCUUCUUCCUCAUCGGGGCCUUCUUCUUCUCCCAUCCCUACCCCGAGAAGUGGUUCCCCGGGAAGUGUCACUUUGUGGGGCAGAGCCACCAGAUCUUCCACGUGUUCCUGGUGCUCUGCACGCUGGCGCAGAUCGAGGCCGUGGUGCUGGACUAUGAGUCCAGGAGGGAGAUCUACUCCUCCCUCCAGCGGGGCCUGGCUCACGACUUCUCUGCCCUGUUCCUCGUCACCGUCACCUGCUCUGUCCUCACAGCCACCUACAUGGCCCAGAGGGUGAAGAACAAGCUGGGCCUCAAGGAAGAGUAAAGUGGGCUCAGCCCAACUCCAGCCCCAAGCCCCCAGAUGCUGCUGCAUGAACUCUUACUCAGCAAGUGCUUUCUCUAGGGAAUCAAAGAGAUGCUUUUUAUGCUUUUUUAAUCCAGCCUAAGUUCCAGCUUGCUCGUAGAAUGGUACAUGGGUUCCGUUCACCUCUGAAUAAACAGUUGGAACAAAGUGUUUUGUGUGCCCUGAUGGGCUGGGAAAGGCUCUGGGAAGCUGCCAGGGCUCCCAGCAUGAGAUAAGAAGAGGCCAUCUGGCCCCUGUUGAGACUCUAAACCAUGGAAACAGACCAAGCCCCUCAGCGCCAGGCUGAAAGCAGCCAGCCCCGGGCCCGGCAGGAGGCAGAGCACCAUCCCCGCCUUCUUCAGCCCCCUCACAGAUAAAAGAGACAAAGAAAACUCCAGGCCGACCCCCUGCACCCCAAAUAAAGGCUGUGAGCCCUCGGGGGCUCCCCUGGCUGCCUGUCCUGUGAAGAUCCUGGCCUUGCCACAGCUGGAGGGAGCCCGGGAAGAGCUCCCUGGAGCCGAGCAGGGGGUGCAGGGCACAUCCCAGGCAUGGAAAACACCCCUGGAUCCCCUGGAGCUUCAGGUGGAGUCUCAGAGCCAGAGCAAAGCCUCCGGUGGGGCUGGGGGGGAUUCCUGGUGCUGCAGCCUCUCCCAGGGCUCGGAGCACAGCGGGAUCGGCGCUCACGGGAACAAAUCCCGGUUAUUUCCUGGAGAAACGGCCUCAGGGAGCAGGAAAGCACAGCCCUGGAGCAGAGUUACUUCUGGGCCAGGUUUUGCUGGGACUGAGAACACGAAUCCUGUCCCAGGGGCUGCUCCCAGCGGGGUUUGCUGCUCUCCUCAGCCCCUCAGGGAGCGGGGCCAGACCCCGGAGGGCUCCUGCGGGCAGCUCUUCUGCCAGGACUCCCAAGGGAACAGGGUCAUUGCUCACAGGGCCAGGGGCAGCUCCCUGGGGGCCAGCCCCAGCCCCAGCCAGCCCUGGGGGCUGCAGUCCCUGUUCACACAGGACUCGCAGGGGAACAGGGUCAUCAAGCACUGCUGAGUGCCCCCAGCACCUCUGUGUUCUCUGAGAUCUUGCUUUAAUCCAAAUAAAAGGUUGGAGUUUGGUUCUAA
This is a messenger RNA of Parus major (Great Tit), 3031 nucleotides long. RefSeq names its product progestin and adipoQ receptor family member 7 (gene PAQR7). Lineage: Eukaryota; Metazoa; Chordata; Aves; Passeriformes; Paridae. Gene Ontology annotation, biological process: response to steroid hormone. Bases 873 to 1904 code for a protein of 343 amino acids. The record is from RefSeq and is a predicted model, not a curated record. Gene Ontology annotation, cellular component: plasma membrane. The transcript has 4 exons. Gene Ontology annotation, molecular function: steroid binding; nuclear steroid receptor activity.